GUUAUUUGCAAUAGUCAUGAUUGAUAAACAAAUUGACAGUAAAGAUGUGAAAGCUCUGCAAAAUGACGAUGAGAAUAGAUCUCUUCAAAUUAAGUUUCUGUUUUUUGCCCGCGCUAGAGAUCUGACUGGCAUGACUGAAAUGCCAUUGGAAGUAUCUUACGGUAGUACUGCCGGUGAUUGCUUGAAUAAGGUCAUUUCUCGCUUCCCACGCUUGGAAGAGAUCCGUGGGUGCAUACUUCUUGCCCGAAAUGAGGAAUACACAGCUGAGUCCACCACUGUGAAAGAUGGAGAUGAAUUGGCCAUUAUACCUCCUAUUAGUGGAGGCUAACUCAGUUUCUGAACUGCAGAUACAGGGAAGUCGAACUCUGUUGUACUUGUAUUUAUGUGAUCAUUUUACUAAGUUGUGUCUGCUAUCUAUGGAAGAAUGUGUAGCAACGUGAACUAAGCUCACUGCCAAGUGAACAGCUUUCAUGGGCGACCAUGAAAGAUCCUAAAAUGUUCUACUUAAGGUACCUUGUUGCUGCA
This is a messenger RNA of Capsicum annuum, 525 nucleotides long. RefSeq names its product molybdopterin synthase sulfur carrier subunit. Bases 17 to 328 code for a protein of 103 amino acids. The record is from RefSeq and is a predicted model, not a curated record. The transcript has a single exon. Gene Ontology annotation, biological process: Mo-molybdopterin cofactor biosynthetic process. Lineage: Eukaryota; Viridiplantae; Streptophyta; Magnoliopsida; Solanales; Solanaceae. Gene Ontology annotation, cellular component: cytosol.